GCGAAAAAUCAUUUUGCAAAUAAUAAUAUAGAAUUGACCAAGACGUUUUCUUCAUUAGAAUCUCGAACGACCAAUAGCACAUGAUUUUUGGAACUAUUCUGAAUACGUAUUGUUGGCAAAAAGCAUAGGAUUUAUUUUUUUUAAACAAUUGCCUAAAGUAACUUUACAAAUUCAAGCAUAACUAAGACAGACCUUCUUAGGUUUUACUAUUUAGUUAACCUAGUUUUAACCUAUAGCAAAGUCUUCUUAUAUAAGCACUGAGUAUCUUACGUCAGUGAAAAGGAAAUUUUACAUAUCUAAACUGAUAUACAACAAACAAGAACAAUAGUUAUGCUAUAAACAAAGGGGUAACUACAACGUUUUAUUGUUUGUUUGAAAAAACCAAAGCUCCAAAAUGUCUUGUCUUCUCAUUCUCGUCUCCAUUGCCUUAGCAAUAACAUUCAGUAAUCAUUCUUCAGAGGCAGCAAAUCUACCUCUAACGAUCACUGACAUUGUCCUAUGCAACAACAAUAACAUCUUAAGAUCAGGAUCAUCUGGCAAGCUUGAAUGCAGAUUCAGACGAUCAAAACUGAUCUUAGGGCAGGAGACAAAAGGUCAUCACGGGGAAUCCCACGUUUUAUGUCUUGAACACAAAAGGUGUUCAAGAAACGAGAAAAAUCAGAUAUUAUUCGCUCUAAAGAAGCAUCCGGGGAGAAAGUCUAAACGGAUUCUGAAACAAAUAAGAAAAGCAAAACAUGUUCAGUUUCAAUACAAGAAGCAAAAUAUAAGAGACAAGAAGUUUUUUUCCCCACAUCCAUGGUUUCUUCCCCCAAACCCGUUUGCACCACCACGUUCGAUUUUCCCACCAAACCCUUUUGCACCACCCCCUUCGAUUUUCCCACCUAACCCGUUUAAGCCACCGUCUCCUUCGAUUUUCCUUCCAAAUCCGUUUCAUCGACCGCCUCCUCCGAGAUUUCCUCCAUUAUUUCCUCAGCCUCCUCAUGCUCCUCCUCCGUCGAUAUUCCCUCCAAUAUUUCAUCAGCCACCACCUUCUCCUCCUCCAUCGUUUUUUCCUCCAAACCCAUUUCAGCCUCGGCCUCCCCCCACUCCUCAUCCAUCGUUAUUCCCUCCAAUGUUUCCUCCGCCACCUCCCGCUCCUCCUCCACCAUUUUUCCCUCCAGUGAUUCCUCAUCCUCCUCCAGUUUCCCCUCCUCCUCGAUCAUUUUUCCCUCCAAAUCCAUUUCAGCCUCGUCCUCCUCAGCUUCCUCCAGCUCCUCCUCCAUCGUUUUUCCCUCCUAUAUUUCCUCCACCUCCUACUGUACCAGUUCCAUCUCCUCCAUCGUUUUUUCCACCAAACCCAUUUAAGCCUCGUCCUCCUCCUCUUCCCAGUACUCCUCCACCUCGCUCUUUAUUUCCUCCACUGCCGCCAAUCUUUCCAGGUCUGCAUCCUCCUCCACCACCACCACCACCUCCUCCUCCAUCCUCUCACUUUAUUUUUCCAAUUCCGCCAUUCCCAUUUUUUCCACCACCUCGUAACCCUGGCCCUCCUCCUACUCCAACUUUUUCAGCAAACAAACAACAUACUUAAGCAGACAAGAGUAUUAAUUAUAUACUAGGUAAUAAUCCAUGAUUUGGUUUCAUUAUUUUUUAAUAAGGAGACAUAAAAUCUGUUUAAUCUGGAUAUAGUUUUGAUUUUCGGCUGUUUUUUGUUUUGUUUUUAAUCUCCUAAAUAUAACUAUCUAAAUCAAUAUUUAUUUUAGUUUAAUUGGUUAAAAUGUUUGAUGUUUCUGGUUUUUCCAGUGAUAGUCAAAAAUUACUAUUAUUUGUUUGUUUUCCUAUUAUGAAUUUUAGAUAAUCCUUAUGUCAAAUCAAGGCUUUCAUAUUAUAGUUUCUAAAUGGAUAAUAGUUAAAAACAAAAUUACUAAGACAAAUCAUUUCAUUACAAUUUGGUUUAGUAAAAGAAACAUUAAAAAAAAUAUA
Messenger RNA from Brassica napus (rape), 1959 nucleotides. Its product is annotated as extensin-like. Lineage: Eukaryota; Viridiplantae; Streptophyta; Magnoliopsida; Brassicales; Brassicaceae. The transcript has 3 exons. The record is from RefSeq and is a predicted model, not a curated record. The coding region runs from base 395 to 1567 and encodes 390 amino acids.